This is a messenger RNA of Aspergillus melleus, 1576 nucleotides long. Its product is annotated as SEC14 family lipid-binding protein. The record is from RefSeq and is a predicted model, not a curated record. The coding region runs from base 414 to 1508 and encodes 364 amino acids. NCBI's taxonomy places the organism in Eukaryota, Fungi, Ascomycota, Eurotiomycetes, Eurotiales, Aspergillaceae. The transcript is spliced from 4 exons.
CGCCAUUUCCCCCACACAAUCACCCAAAGAUAAGAAAAUACGGAGUACAGUCAGCCGACAUACUUGCCAAAAAGUACCCGUCAAUCAGAAAUUGGGCCAGAAAGGGUGAAGGCUGGUCAAAUGCAGCCACGCCAAGCUGACCCUUCAGCUGCAGAACGAACCCCCCCUCAUAGGCUUUCGGUAACUCCAGAGUCAAUCAUUGUAACUCAGCUGGCCCAAACAUUGAUUUCUUGUUACGUCAACUUUCAACGAAUUCGGUCGCGCGGUCGAUCUCUCUAUCAAGGGCUUCAUUAGCAUUCGGUUGUUUUCGCCAUAUACUACCUAGUUUGGGGCCAUUAGGUGCCUACCUACCGCUUGCUUGACAGGUCUGGAGAACCAAAUCGUUUGAACUGCGUGUCUGUGUUACUUUCGCGAUGACAGUCAACAACCAUGAUCGAGACGAUAAAUUAAACGUCGGGCACGAGCUAGACCAGGACCAGAAACUUGCGCUGGAGACCUUUGUCCGAUUGUGCAAGGAGAAUGAUCUCUUGGGUCGACCGGAUGGGAUGGGCGGUCGCGAUGCUUUGGAUGCGAUCAAUGAUGAGACGGCUUUAAUACGUUUUCUGCGCGCGCGCAAGUUCGACCCUGAAAUUGCUAUCAACCAGUUCUACGAGGCGAGUUUGUUCCGCAAGGAGAAUCGCGUGUUUGAGGUCUACGAUGGGAUUCGUGUCCAGGAUUAUGAGACCGCUGGUGGGGCUUACCCCCAAUGGACAGGCCGUCUUGACAAACGCGGCCUGCCAAUCUUCUUCGUGAACACCACCAAUGUCAAAACUUCAUUGCUGGGAUACGGGAAUUGCAAUUACGGCUACGUGCCACGCCCGUCGGAUUCUCAUUCUGGUCCCCCUCCUGCGGACGCAGCCCCGCAGCAAGAACGCGUGGACGUCCUGCAGCUGGGCUCGGUGAUGUUCGAUAGCUACAGUCGCUUUGUGUUUCCGUUGUGUUCGAUGGUCACUCGAAGACGGGUUACCUCUAGUGUGAUUGUCGUGGAUGCGACGACCCUGUCGCUUAAACAGGGGUUUGACAUUAGGAAUUUCGUCAAGGAAGCGAGUUGGCUUCUUACGACCUGUUAUCCUGAAACGGUGGAUAAGAUCUUUGUCUGCAACUGUCCAUCAUAUUUCGGCACUAUAUGGAAGCUCAUGAAGAGCUGGGUAGAUCCGAUCACCGCGGCCAAACUGGUUUUUUUGUCUCCGGCCGAGGUGUAUCCGGCUUUGAAGGAGCAUAUCCAUGACGAUGACCUUCCGACCCAGGUCGGUGGAAAGUUGGAGUUUGAGCACGGCAGGCCGGCGGACUUGAGUGAUGCGUUCAAAAAGGCCUUGGGCCGAGAACAGUUGGCAGCCGGGCCUCACAAAUGGGUCUACGAUGAGAAGGGGGGAAUGAGUGCCGUUGCGGUGGGGAGUGUUGAUGGGAAAUUGAGGUAUGAAGUCGUUGCGACUUUGAAUGGAUUGGGUGACUCAGGUUUAGAGGGUUAGGUUCGUGCCUUAGACUGUAGAGGAAACAUAGACCACGGGGAAAUAUGAUCGGCUCAGCUUAUCAGAUU